AUGCUAAGGGUUCGAAUCCCUUAUCCCGUACCAGAUAACAGCAUGCCUUUAAUUCCUUGGGAGUAUUUAGAAAAACAUCUUAUUUUGUCUUCCCCUCAGCCAGCCGCAAUAGCCGAGAAGUUAACAGCGUGUGGCCUUGAAACCAAUUUAAUCACCCAAGAAAAAGAUAUUUACUUGGAAUUUACUACUCUGGCUAAUCGUAUCCUGUUAAAUUGCCAAAUUAAGUUGCCUUCCUUAACCAACAAAAAAAAUCUAGAAAAAAAGGGGAUAAGAGCAAAUAUCGCCACUGAUAAUUGUUCCGAAUUUCAUUGCGGGCUAAUCAAAAAUGUUGUUAUUAGAGAGAGUUCUCCCGUCCUAAAAAAAAUAUUAGCAACUAAUAAUAUUCGUUCGAUUAAUAAUGUAGUAGAUUUGGCUAAUUUGGUGAUGUUGGAAACCGGACAACCUUUCCAUUUGAUUGAUUACGACACUUUGCCUCAAAAAAAUUCAAUUGAGGUGCGACAAGCCCAGAAAAAAGAACGGAUGAUUACUAUUUCAGGACAAAGAUUAACUUUAAGUGCAGAUGAUAUUGUGAUUAGUUCGGGGCAAAAAAUUAUUAGUCUGGCAGGGGUUAUCGGUGCAAAAAAAAAUUCUCUAACUCCUCACGCCCAAAAUAUCCUUAUUGAAUGUGGAACUUUUUCUUCGCCUAGCAUUAAGUCUACUUCCUCUCGCCUGGCUCUUACUACUAAAUCUAGUCAAUAUUUCGAAAAAGAAGUCAAUUUAACUGGACAGGCUUUUUCUUCUUUCUAUUACUUAACUUCUCUUAUCCAAGAAUUAAGUGGUCCAAUUUACUAUUUAAACGCUCCUUUUUAUCGCUCUGAUCUAACUAGGGCCGAAGAUUUAAUAGAGGAAAUAUUAAGAAUUUACGAUUACAAUAAAAUACCGAGUUCUUUACCAACCUGGCAAAAAGUAAAUGUUAAAAUUAUUAGUUAUUCUCUAAUUUCCGAAAAAGAAAAGGAAGAUUUUCUUCCGCCUGCCAAGGACUUUUAUCAAUUAUUGUUUCCUAAAAGUGAAAAUCACCGCUAUUAUCGACAAUCCUUAAUUCCUAGUCAUAACCAAAUUAUUAAUUACAAUCUUGCUCACGGCAGCCAGGAUUUGCGGCUUUUCGAAAUUGCCUCGAUUUACGGAAAAACCCAAUCAGAAAUGUUGUCAGAAGAAUUACUUACUUUGAGUGCGACGGGAAAAAUUUUUAACCAACCGUUUCCCCGUGUAAUUUCUCAUCUUCCUGUUUCUAAUUUUCCUGCUAGCGAAAAAGACUUGUCGCUUAUUUUUGCCCAAGAUAUCAAUUAUAACGAAGUUAUUAAGGAAAUCAAGCGAGCGGGAGGAGAAGAUUUGUGCCAAGUAAGCAUUUUUGAUGUUUAUCAAAACCCAGCAUUGGUUAAAGAAGGAAAAAAAUCAGUCAGUUUUCGUUUAGUCUUUCAAAGUUCCACUAAAACUUUGGAAAAAUUAGAAAUAGAAAAAACCGUUACGCAAAUUACUGCUUGUUUAAUUGAAUUAUUUCGGGCCACAAAAAGAAGUUAG
Molecule: messenger RNA, 1557 nt
Organism: Racocetra fulgida
Lineage: Eukaryota; Fungi; Glomeromycota; Glomeromycetes; Diversisporales; Gigasporaceae
Source: the annotation of a GenBank genome assembly